AUGGGUUGGAUUCCAAGGACGGCUUUACAUGGCCAGUUUUCAUGGCUCACCAAGUCCUCCCCUACUUGGGUAUCUGCUCGACAUGCAUCCCUGAACUCGGCCAUUGGCCGUGGCAUUCGCAGAUCGCAGGCUGACACCGGGGAUCGUCGAAGGCCGCUGCUAGAGGAAAGUCAGCAUCGUUUGACAGGACAAGGCAACCGGCCAAAUACCAGGCAACGGCCUGGGCAAACUUUUGGGCAAAAGUCUGAGCCAAGGCUUCAGCCAAAGUCCCAGCAAAGGUUUAAGCAGAGGCCCAACCCGAGUUUAGCCGAGUUCGAUGAAGAUGAAUUCAUCCGCACUGGCAACAUCCGUCCUCUGCAAAAGCCUCAUGACGACCGAGACGACGGACGGUCAAGAUUGUCUGGAAAACGACCUGCAGCCUCCUCCGAUGAAGCCAGCGCAUCGCAAGAACCCGGACGCCGUAAAGCCCGCGACAAAAAUGCGACCAAAUUUCAUCGAGCAACAGACAGCAUGCCCGAGCGAGUCAAAGAGAAUGUCAAAGUUCCCACAUCGAUUCCAUACACGUCCCCAGCAUCAGAAUUUAUAUAUGGUACUGGUGCCAUCGAGGCAGCCUUGCGGUGUAGCCGACGCCAACUGUACAAGCUCUACCUCUACCAAGGCGCAGAUGAAGAGCUCAGUCCGGCCAAGGUGUCACUCCGGAAACUGGCAUUGUCCAAAGACAUCGGGGUCAAAAUGGCAUUUGCGGGCUGGGAUCGAUUGUUGGAUAAGAUGAGUGCAGGCCGGCCACACAAUGGCUGUAUUCUGGAGGCAUCGCCACUGCCCAAACUGCCUGUGCGCGGCCUUUGUUCUGUACCAUCCGUGACCGAGAGUCAUUUCCGAGUGGAGCUGGCACCACAGACACGGGAAGAACUCGCCGUGAAUGGCGCGAAUGACCAAAUCCCGAUUCUUCACCCAACGCCGCUGCCGUACCAGGAGCACCAAACGCAUCGGUACCCCGUCACUUUGCUCUUGGAUGGAGUUGUCGACCCAGGCAAUAUGGGCGCUAUCAUCCGGUCCGCCUACUAUCUUGGAAUCGAUGCGAUUGUUUUCGCUGGCCGCAACUCGGCCCCGUUGUCUCCAGUGACCAUCAAGGCCUCUGCCGGCGCGGCAGAGAACAUGGCACUCCUCCACGUCAAGAAUGAGGUCGACUUUAUCCAACGGUCCAAGAGCAACGGGUGGCGGUUCUAUGCGGCUGACGCGCCAAGCCCCGGCUGCACCUAUCUCGACCGUCCCUCGGUGGACAAGGAUGGCAGUGGCCAUGGCUUUGCUGUGAACCAAUCACCCAGCGUGCUCAUGAUGGGUAGCGAGGGGUCCGGAUUGAGCCCGCACAUCAAAUCCCAGGCAGAUUCGAUCGUGGGCAUCCCGGGAGCUCGACACAGUCCCGUCUUAGGUGUUCAAUCGGACCCUGCCCGCAUCGACAGCCUGAAUGUGAGUGUAGCUGCUGCGCUACUGAUGGAAACAUUCUUGCGAACUCCAUUUGCGGUCUCCAAGCCGGCGAAGAAGGAGAAGCAGAAGGAAAAGAGCAAACCCCGAAUGAAGUAA
Molecule: messenger RNA, 1581 nt
Organism: Penicillium alfredii
Lineage: Eukaryota; Fungi; Ascomycota; Eurotiomycetes; Eurotiales; Aspergillaceae
Product: RNA methyltransferase, TrmH family
Exons: 1
Coding region: 1-1581 (526 amino acids)
Biological process (GO): rRNA methylation
Cellular component (GO): mitochondrion
Molecular function (GO): RNA binding; RNA methyltransferase activity
Source: RefSeq, a predicted model, not a curated record